Molecule: messenger RNA, 1023 nt
Organism: Thrips palmi
Lineage: Eukaryota; Metazoa; Arthropoda; Insecta; Thysanoptera; Thripidae
Exons: 4
Coding region: 311-937 (208 amino acids)
Source: RefSeq, a predicted model, not a curated record
CAGCCGCAAAAGCUAACAAUCGCUCGGUAUCGGUCCCGGUCUUGUUGUAAAAGAAUAAAUAAACCAAAAAACCGCGUUCUUUUUAUCAGGCUCAAAUCUCCGGGGCUGAUAUUUGGACUUGGAGUCACCCGUUUUGAUUCUGCAGUGACAGUACCCGUGAGCACACGAGCGGCCUUGGCCGACGUCGCCCGGCGUUGACAGACAGCUGACGAGCUGCCUGGAAAACAUGUAAGGCUCGGACACGCACUCCGCGACCUGGUGCGCCGCCCGGGGGGACGCCACUUGCAGUGGACGCGUCGCCAGCGUCGCCAUGCUGAGAGCGCUGCUGCUCGCCGUCCUCCUGUGGGGCGGCCCUCCCGGUCGCCGCCAGGGAAGCUACUCCGCCUCCGCCGCCAAGUGGAUCAACUCCUUCGCGGGACCCUUCAUCCCCGUGAUGGGGCCGUUCACGGACUGCCUCGACAACAAGUCCGAGGACCUGGUCAAGCUGAACGUGAAGGUGUCCCAGCACCGCAACCGCCAGAUCGACUCGCAGACCCAGCUGCAGAAGAUAACCGGCAACGUCACCGUGGCCAUGCCCCUCACCAACAAGGGCUGGAUGUACCUGAAGGCGGCGUCCAGGAGCAACAACCAGUGGAAGGACAACGCGCACAUCCUCAAGUUCACCAACGGCAUGUGCAGGGCCACGGCGGAGAACAUGCCGGGCUUCGUGCGGUCCAUCUACAAGCUGGACCCGGAGAAACUCCUCAAAUCGCCGUGCGUCAUUCCCCCGGGAGUCUACCUGGCGGACGAGACCCCCGUCAACUUCACCGUCCCCAGGCUGCCCAUCUUCCAGUACGGCACCUGGCGCACCGAGAUCGGGUACAACCUCGGCACGGAGGCCAAGCCCAGGAACAUCAUGUGCUUCAUGACCGACAUCUACACCGUGCCCAAGCUGUAGAGUCGGUUGACAAUCAGCGUUGAAAAAAAAGGAGGUAGGGAAAGAUCGGGUUAGAAAGAAGUACUAUAGGUCACAAACAUUGUGUC